CGACCAAUCAAAACCGUCGAAUGAAGAAACGGAAGCCGGAAAGGGACAAUCGUUCUCCGGUUAGCGCAGCAGCACUUCGGGAGUAAUGUGUACAUGGAGAGCAGACCGUCUGUAGUCUUCACACGUGGAAAAAAGUCAAGCCAAAGUCUCCCCUGAUGUUGACUGGAUGUCGACGCCUUCCACUGACAUUUUUUUCAUCCACCUGUAGAGGACUUUGCAUCGGUAGGAGCUUGACCUCACAGGCUGCUCUCCACUCAUCUCCCUCAUCAGUUUCAUUCACACCUCCGUCUCCGACUCACGGCUUCUUGACAAGCCAACACACCUCAGUUCCCCUACACUCAUCCGUCCGCCUCACAUCCACCCGCUUCCGCUCUCAUUCUGCUCACUGUUCAGGCGCGAUGGAGCUAAAAGAAGUUCUGCAGGUGAUGGAGCAGCUUGCUCCUCUGUCUCUGGCUGAAUCGUGGGACAACGUUGGUCUGCUGGUCGAGCCCAGUAAAUCUCGGCCUGUUAAAACCAUCCUGCUAACCAACGACCUUACAGAUGCUGUCAUGGAGGAAGCAGAGGCCAUGAGCUGUGACCUCAUUAUCUCGUAUCACCCGCCGUUGUUUCGUCCAAUCAAGCGUCUGGUUCAGAAAGACUGGAAGCAGCGAAUAGCCAUCCGAGCUGUGGAGGCCGGCAUAGCGAUCUUCUCCCCUCACACGUCGUGGGAUAGUGUUAAAGGAGGAGUAAAUGACUGGCUGGUGGGGGGACUUGGCAGCGGUCAGGUGUCUGUGCUGAGUCAGGCCAUCAGUAGCGCCUCCCACAGUCACAAACUGGAAUUCAUGGUCAAGAGCACAGAGGAACUAAACGCCGUAAUGGAGGAACUGAAGGCUUGUGACAGUGGAACAACACUAGAGCAAUCAGUCACCAGACCAGACAGCAGUGGGAUCCAUGUCAGUGUUACCUGCAGUGACUCAGCGCUGACGCCCAGUGUCCAGACUCUGUUACGACACAACGCUCCCAGCUUGUCCCUCACCAUCCUGAAGUUAGAAAAGCCUCCUCUCCCAGGCCAUGGCCAAGGGCGACUUAGUGUUUUGGACCAGCCAGUAACUGUUGCAACAGCCAUCCAGAAAAUGAAGUCCCACUUGGGUUUGAGUCACCUCCGUUUGGCUCUGGGAUUGGGGAAGAAACUUGAGUCCUCUGUGUGUACCGUGGCUGUGUGUGCUGGAUCUGGUGCCUCAGUACUGAAUGGAGUCAAAGCAGACCUCUACAUCACAGGUGAGAUGUCCCACCAUGAAGUGCUGGACGCCGCAGCGAAUGGGACCAGCGUCAUCCUCAGUGACCAUAGCAACAGUGAGCGUGGUUUUCUGGCGGUGUUCAGGGAAAAGCUGGCCGUGCGUCUUCCUGACAUUGUAACAGUGGCGGUGUCGAAGGCUGACAGAGACCCUCUGGAAGUGGUCUGACUGAUUUAGAGCUACAGAUGCACUUGCUAAUCUGUUUCACACAUUUUCAUUGCUUUAAUUGGAUCCAGAUGAAUGCGUGUUGCAAAAAUCCCCAAGCUAUCCAAUGACUGUAAAACAGUAUUUCAGUAUAUCUGUGCCUCAUGUAAUGAUUUGAAGGGCUUUCUUUGUUCAUGUUGUUCUGUUUAUCAUGUAUUUCUGGCAGGGUCUUAAUAAAAAUGGCUUGUGGUUUAUCAAAAAAAAAUAAUGG
Messenger RNA from Larimichthys crocea (large yellow croaker), 1689 nucleotides. It is a transcript of the gene nif3l1, whose product is annotated as NIF3 NGG1 interacting factor 3-like 1 (S. cerevisiae). Bases 156 to 1442 code for a protein of 428 amino acids. NCBI's taxonomy places the organism in Eukaryota, Metazoa, Chordata, Actinopteri, Sciaenidae. The record is from RefSeq and is a predicted model, not a curated record. Gene Ontology annotation, cellular component: cytoplasm; mitochondrion. The transcript has 7 exons.